Hypanus sabinus (Atlantic stingray) is the source of this 1910-nucleotide messenger RNA. RefSeq names its product transcription factor COE3-like. NCBI's taxonomy places the organism in Eukaryota, Metazoa, Chordata, Chondrichthyes, Myliobatiformes, Dasyatidae. The coding region runs from base 108 to 1850 and encodes 580 amino acids. The transcript has 16 exons. The record is from RefSeq and is a predicted model, not a curated record. Gene Ontology annotation, molecular function: DNA-binding transcription factor activity, RNA polymerase II-specific; RNA polymerase II cis-regulatory region sequence-specific DNA binding. Gene Ontology annotation, biological process: regulation of transcription by RNA polymerase II.
CAUAACACAACCAAACAAAUUCACAUACACUCACAUAAAAUAACUACUACGGCUCUCCUGGAAGCCGUACACAGGACGGCAGGCAGGCAGACACGAAGGCUGGCUUAAUGUUUACCCUUCAGGAGAACAUGCCGAGAGGUGGUUUAAACAUGAAGGAGGAACCUUUGGUUGCCGGGAUGAAUCCCGUUCGCUCCUGGAUUCAGUCCGGCGGGAUACUGGACGCCAACACAGCUGCCCAGAGUGGGGUAGGCUUGGCCCGGUCACACUUUGAGAAGCAGCCGCCGUCCAAUCUUCGCAAGUCCAACUUUUUCCACUUCGUACUGGCUCUCUACGACAGACAAGGGCAACCCGUGGAGAUCGAGAGGACUGCUUUUGUGGACUUUGUAGAGAAGGAAAAAGAGCAAAACGGGGAGAAGACGAACAACGGCGUUCACUACAGAUUACAGCUUCUGUACAGUAACGGAAUACGAACAGAACAGGAUUUAUUUGUGCGGCUGAUAGACUCAAUGACCAAACAGGCGAUCAUAUAUGAAGGGCAGGAUAAGAACCCAGAGAUGUGCCGAGUGCUGCUUACCCAUGAGAUCAUGUGCAGCCGGUGUUGCGACAAGAAAAGCUGUGGAAACCGGAAUGAAACACCUUCAGAUCCAGUUAUUAUUGACAGGUUCUUCCUAAAAUUCUUCCUCAAGUGCAAUCAGAACUGUUUGAAAAAUGCUGGUAAUCCCAGGGACAUGCGGCGAUUCCAGGUCGUCAUCAGUACAACCAUCAACGUGGAUGGGCACGUCCUGGCAGUGUCGGACAACAUGUUCAUCCACAACAACUCCAAGCAUGGCCGGAGGGCUCGGAGGCUCGACCCAUGCGAAGCAGCCACGCCAUGCAUCAAAGCAAUUAGCCCAAGUGAAGGGUGGACCACGGGAGGAGCAACCAUCAUCAUUAUCGGAGACAGCUUCUUUGAUGGAUUGCAGGUUGUGUUUGGAACAAUGCUGGUGUGGAGUGAGCUGAUCACACCGCACGCCAUCCGAGUGCAGACACCUCCGCGGCACAUUCCUGGCGUGGUGGAGGUCACACUGUCCUACAAGUCCAAGCAGUUCUGUAAAGGAGCACCUGGGAGAUUCGUCUACACAGCAUUGAAUGAACCCACCAUUGACUAUGGAUUCCAGAGGUUGCAGAAAGUGAUCCCGCGGCACCCUGGAGACCCUGAACGAUUACCAAAGGAGGUUCUACUGAAGAGAGCUGCUGACCUGGUGGAAGCCUUGUACGGAAUGCCCCACAACAACCAGGAGAUUAUUCUGAAACGAGCAGCAGAUAUCGCAGAGGCCCUCUACAGCGUCCCGCGGAGCCACAACCAACUCCCGUCUCUUGGCAACACAUCCAGCCACUCGGGGAUGAUGGGAGUGAACUCGUUCAGUGGCCAGCUGGCUGUCAAUAUCUCAGAGACGUCGCAAGCCAACGACCCAGGUUACUCUCGCAACACCAGCAGCGUCUCUCCCCGUGGCUAUGUGACCAGCUCCACUCCACAGCAGUCCAGCUACAACACCAGCAGCAUGAACGGAUACGGGAACACUGGGAUGGCCAACCUGGGAAUACCGGGCUCCCCGAGCUUCCUGAACGGUUCGACUGGCAACUCCCCCUAUGCCAGUAAGUCCCCCAAAGCUGUCCGUGGACCGUUGUUGGAGACACCAGAGACUGCAGGCAAUUUCUCAUUCUUUCCUGUUGACCUGAUCUCCACAGUAAAACAGAAGAGCGCCUUCGCUCCUGUGGUUCGACCCCAGGCCUCCCCACCGCCUACCUGCACCGGAUCCAGUGGGAACAGCAUGCAAGCCAUGUCCAGCCUGAUCGUGCCCCCAAUGUAGAAGAAGAGGCCUGAGCAGUGACCAUGAGUAGCAACGUGCCCCACAAGCUGAUGGACGGAC